Messenger RNA from Acanthamoeba castellanii str. Neff, 711 nucleotides. RefSeq names its product proteasome subunit protein, putative. Lineage: Eukaryota; Discosea; Longamoebia; Acanthamoebidae. Gene Ontology annotation, cellular component: proteasome core complex. The transcript has 4 exons. Bases 1 to 711 code for a protein of 236 amino acids. The record is from RefSeq and is a predicted model, not a curated record.
AUGAUGGAAUCCCGCUUUAGUGCCCCCAUGCCUGCCGAGUACGGCCCGCGCACGCAACACGGCCGAGGAUGGUCUCCCUACACCGACAAUGGAGGCACCACCCUCGCCCUCCACGGUAAGGACUUUUGCGUGGUGGCCGCCGACACUCGCCUCAGCACGGGCUACUCCAUCCAUUCCAGGGAGGCGCGCAAGGUCCUCAAAUUGACGGACAAGUGCGUCAUCGCCACGGCGGGCAUGCAAGCUGACCAGCUUGCGCUUCACAAGCUGCUGCAGACCCGCCUGCAGUGGUACGAGCACCAGCACAGGAAGCCCAUGAGCACUCCCGCCAUCGCGCAGAUGCUCGCCACCAUCCUCUACAGCAAGCGCUUCUUCCCCUUCUACACCUUCAACGUGCUCGGCGGCGUCGACGACAACGGUGUUGGAUGUGUGUACAGCUACGAUGCCGUGGGUUCGUUCGAGCGUGUCAAGUACUCUUCGUCGGGUACCGGCAACCAGCUCGUGCAGCCUCUGCUCGACAACCAGAUCGGAUGGAAGGACCAGAGGGCGACCAAGACCAAGCCCGAGCUGAACGUGGAGGAGACGGUGGACUUUGUGCGGGACAUCUUCACCUCGGCCGGCGAGAGGGACAUCUACACGGGCGACUACGUGCUCAUCGCCGUCAUCGACAAGGACGGCGUCAAGGAGAUGAAGUUUGAUCUCAAGCAGGAUUAA